Messenger RNA from Penicillium waksmanii, 708 nucleotides. RefSeq lists its product as uncharacterized. Gene Ontology annotation, molecular function: myosin heavy chain binding; calcium ion binding; cytoskeletal motor regulator activity. Lineage: Eukaryota; Fungi; Ascomycota; Eurotiomycetes; Eurotiales; Aspergillaceae. The transcript is spliced from 2 exons. The record is from RefSeq and is a predicted model, not a curated record. Bases 1 to 708 code for a protein of 235 amino acids. Gene Ontology annotation, cellular component: cytoplasm; myosin II complex. Gene Ontology annotation, biological process: actomyosin structure organization; mitotic cytokinesis.
AUGGGGAGCCGGUCUCCCCAGGAACGACCCGAUUCCUCAACCCAAGUUCACGCGCGAGCUUCCUCCUUCCCCACCAAAGGCGCACAGGACCCCGGUCACUCAUCGCCCAUUCUUGGAAACCGUUCAAGGGGAUGGAGUGGUACAAACACUGUACAGACCGAUGUCUCUGCGAAGCUACCGCCCAAUCAGAUGAGAGAAAUUCGAGAGGCUUUCCAGGUUCUCGAUCGGGAUAAUGAUGGUCUGGUCAACAAGGAUGAUGUCGCGGAUGUAUUAAUGAAUAUAGGUCAAGAUUCAUCGCCGUCUACUCUUUCGCGCUUCUUCCCGCCCGGGUCACCGCAGACCAUGAAUUUCCCAACCUUUUUGAACACAUUAUCACAGCUAAUGGCUCCCAUGUCAUCAUCUCAAGAACUCCUCAAUGCGCUCGCUGCUUUUGACGAUGAUGACAACGGUCAAGUCGAUGUGGCAGAGCUACGGGAUGCGCUUCUGCAUACCGCCCCAGAGGAUGGAGGUGUACCGUUGACAGAGCAGCAAAUUGAUGAGGUGUUUAGUGGAUUUACUGGACGACGAGCAUUCGGGGGACGGGGUGCGAUGUCCGGGGGAAUGGGAAAGAGAGGCGAGGUUUUCCAGUACCACGACUUUGUUCGCAGCGUCGUGGGAGGCGAGAAUGCUAAUAACGGGCGGCGUGAGGCGAGCGUGGCUCCGAACUAG